Molecule: messenger RNA, 1749 nt
Organism: Vigna unguiculata (cowpea)
Lineage: Eukaryota; Viridiplantae; Streptophyta; Magnoliopsida; Fabales; Fabaceae
Product: CBL-interacting serine/threonine-protein kinase 11-like
Biological process (GO): protein phosphorylation; signal transduction
Molecular function (GO): protein serine/threonine kinase activity; ATP binding
Source: RefSeq, a predicted model, not a curated record
AUAAUGAAAAAACUGAAAAUCCUUAUCAUAUUUUCCCCCAAAAAACGCCCCAUUUGCAUACUCACGAAAAUCGAAUUCUGCGAUCGACCCAUUUCAAUUCGUCCCUCUAAUCGGGUAACGCGUCCUUCAAUUUUGCUUCCACUGGUUCCUCCCGUCAUUCAGAGCUAGGGUUCGAUCUCUGGUGCAGCACCGCCGGCGCAACUAUGCCGGAGAUCGAGCAGGUGGCGAUGGAGGACACUGCCUUGUUCGGAAAGUACGAGCUCGGGCGCGUUAUCGGGUGCGGCGCCUUCGCGAAGGUGCAUUACGCGCGCAACGUGCAGACGGGGCAGAGCGUGGCCGUGAAAAUCAUCAACAAGAAGAAGCUAAACGGAACAGGCCUCGCCGGAAACGUGAAACGUGAAAUCACGAUCAUGAGCAAGCUCCACCACCCCAACAUCGUGCGUCUCCACGAGGUUCUCGCCACCAAAAACAAAAUCUUCUUCAUCAUGGACUUCAUCCGCGGCGGAGAGCUCUUCGGGAAGAUCUCGAAGGGUCGUUUCUCGGAGGAUCUCAGCCGGAAGUACUUCCACCAGCUCAUCUCCGCCGUCGGCUACUGCCACUCGCGCGGCGUCUUCCACCGCGACCUCAAGCCGGAGAACCUCCUCCUCGACGAGAACGGCGAUUUACGGGUCACCGAUUUCGGGUUGAGUGCCGUCAGGGACCAGAUCCGACCCGACGGGUUGCUCCACACGCUUUGCGGAACCCCUGCCUACGUGGCACCCGAGAUUUUAAGCAAAAAAGGUUAUGAUGGUGCCAAGAUUGAUAUUUGGUCAUGCGGUGUCGUUUUGUUCGUUCUCUCCGCGGGUUACUUACCGUUUAACGAUCCAAACUUGAUGGUAAUGUAUAAGAAGAUUUACAAAGGAGAGUUCCGGUGCCCGCGAUGGAUGUCGCCGGAGCUCCGGCGCUUUUUGUCGAAGCUGCUAGAUACCAACCCGGAAACGAGGAUCACGGUGGACGGCAUGCUCCGUGACCCAUGGUUCAAAAAAGGGUACAAAGAGGUCAAAUUUCACGAGGAGGAUUUCAUGUCCGGGUCGGGUAUCGGGUACGGGCCGAAAGACGAGCGGAUAAUGAAUUUGAACGCUUUUGACAUAAUAAGUUUCUCUGCGGGUUUGGAUUUGUCGGGGCUGUUCGGGGAGUCCGUGGAGGGGGACCGGUUGGUGACGCGGGAGUCGCCGGAGAAGGUUCUGGAGAUGGCGGAGGAGGUGGGGGCGGCAGCGGAUAUGGCGGUGCGGUGGAAGAAGGAGUGCGGGGUGGAGUUAGAAGAUUUCAAUGGAAGGUUCGGGUUUGAGGUGGAGGUUUACCGGCUCACGGCGGAGCUAACGGUUGUUGAAGCCUGGAAAAGGUGCGGCGACGGCGUGACUUUUAAAAGCGUGUGGGAGGAAAAGUUGAAGCCUUUGUUGGUCGGAGGUGCGACGACGUCUCAUAACAGCGAAGAGGAACAACCACUACAACAACCUGAGUCGCAGCCGGUUGCCGGUGACUGAAGAAAAAACGUUGGAAUGGGUUGGGUUAAAUAAAAUUCAGAAAAGAAAAUGAAAAUGUACAAAAGUGAAGAAAAAAAAUUGUUGGCGUUUUGUGUUGUGUACAGAAGAUGGAGUUGGAAGGUGCAACUAGCCAACUUAAAAGGUAGUGAUUAAGUUUUUUUUUCUUUUUCUGUUUUGUAUAUUAUCAUUGUUAUUAUUAAUGAAUAAAAAAAGGAGUGAACUGAUU